Molecule: messenger RNA, 3970 nt
Organism: Lytechinus pictus (painted urchin)
Lineage: Eukaryota; Metazoa; Echinodermata; Echinoidea; Temnopleuroida; Toxopneustidae
Exons: 10
Coding region: 308-2350 (680 amino acids)
Biological process (GO): signal transduction
Molecular function (GO): protein binding
Source: RefSeq, a predicted model, not a curated record
GAAAAGGUCGUGUUGGUAACUAGGCAGCAGGUCACGCUUUCGCACCGGGACCUCCUGCACACACCAGACACAUUCACGUUUCGAUUUUUAUAGUAGCUUGUCAACCAACGGGUCGCCGGUAGUGGCACGGAAGAGGUAAACAUUGAGGAUUUUAUCCCCCAUUUGGAUUGGAAUACUUCUUCUUUUCCGUGAAGAAGGGUGAAAUCGAGGAAGACAUCUUCUGACGGGUGAUGUGUCUGUUUCAACAACAGUCUCACAACAGAAAUCAUUUUGAUCGACAUCGUCUCCGUAUGUAAUCACAUCAACCAUGCCGAAGCCCAAGCGUGAUAUGAUUCGGUUCGUCGUGCACCAGCGCGACAACGACCCCACCGAGAUCGUCGCCCAUCUCGUUAAGGACGGCGAGGACUGCGAUAAGGUGUGCGAACAGAUGAAAGAGAAUGGGUACUCGAUGUGCGAGUCGAAUAGGAGCGCUCCCGUACGUGCGAUGACGGGGGAAGCCUUCUACAUACGACUUGUUGGUGACAUCAAGGUCAACACUUUCACUGACAACAGCUACCGGAAAGAUCGUUUCCUCGUGCGGUAUAUACGCAACCGUCCCAACCGCAAGGAUUUCUUCAUUACCGGAGUUUACCGCGGUAGAUAUCAACCGGAGUAUGCCGGUAAGGUCCUGCUUCACCGCGUUACGCUUAACGCAGGAACGACCAAUAAGGGAAGCGGUCGCCAGUUCAUCAUGAAUAACCUCGAGAGCGUCCUUGGUAACAUAGCAUCGUCAAGCAAAUUGGUUCUUUUUAAGGACAGAGAUGUACCAGCGCCCCCUGACGUCCAAGAAACUUAUGAUGACGAUAGUCUGACGAAAGAUGUCGUUCUGCGCACCAUCUCUAAGAACAUCCCUAAGGAUUUCGUCACGCCCCUCUGCAUGCAUCUCUUCGGUCUAAGCGAAGUCGAGGUCCUCAACCUCGGCAUGCUCCCUCAUCAUCGCGACUUCGACGAACAACGGUACGGUGUCCUCGAUAAGUGGAAGGGGGAGCAGGGGGACAAUGCUACGUUUCGGAAGCUUAUUGAAGCCUUCCAGGCCGUCAAGAUGAAAUCAGCAGCAGCUACUCUCAAUAGAAACCUACUAACGGAAGGACGUCUUCGAAGAGUAGCCAAACAUCUGCCUGGAGACUGCCAACCCCUUGCUGAUGCUAUGAAAGUCAACUUAGAUGAGGUCAAGGAAAAAUUCUAUACCGAAAUGGCCGAGUUUAAAUUCCAGAUCAUAUGGCGAUGGCGAGAAGACACACAUAAGAAGCUUCGAGGUCGAGCUAACCAUUCCUUACUGUUGAGGGCACUGCGGUACAUCAGCCUUCCACAGGUUGCCGAGGAGGUCACUGAUAUGACGUCAGUCGACGUGAGAGAUAUCGUCAUGCUACGAACAGUCACCAAAGACAUGAGCAGAGAGAAAAUCUGCGCUCUCGUCGACCGUUUCGGUCUCACUGACGACGAAAAACGGGAGAUCACGCGGGAGUACGGCCUCGAUUUCAACAAGCGUCUCUACCUGCUCAAUGCCCUUGUCAAGUGGAAGGAGAAGGGUGGCGAUGAGGACUCGAGGGCCUCCUAUGAGAAUCUGAUGGCCCACAUGGAAGAUCUAGGUUUUGAACAGAACCCAGCCAUCCUUGAUGAGGUCUUAAUUGAUGAUAAACGUCUACGGCACAUAGCAACACUCAUCCCUACCGAUAGCAUGCAAGCGUUGGCUGACGAACUGCAUGUCGAUACGGCCCCAAUGAAGAUUCCCGCGGGAAAGGAAUCUGCACUUCUGGGUUAUCGUCUGCUCUCGCGCUGGAAAGAAACCCGCGGGAAGUACGCGUCACACACAGAGCUCAUCAGCGCACUCGACAAGGCGGAGCUUGGAUCCGCUGUCGACGUCAUCGAUCGCUUGGGAUCUGUAGAUAUUUCAAAAGGAGCAAUGAGUGAAUUCUGUCUACGGUAUGUCGGCUCGUGGGUUCACGUCAGUCGAGCUCACGAGUGGCCUUCGAUCGUCCAGAACAUCCCAUCCCAGCUAAUCGACGGUCUCGAUGACCGGACCGUCGCCCAGAUCAAACGCGAAUAUCGCGACCCGCAGGAGCAGCUCUCCCGAGCCCUUGUCCUUUGCCGCGAUCGACGGGUAAUUUCAUCGAAGGGCGCGCUCUGCAAUCGCCUCAUCGCAUGCGGGUUCGAAAGCGCCGCGCUGACUCUUCUCGAUGUGUCGAGGUCGCAGUAUUACUGUACGACCCUAAGAUUGGACGAAGGGCCCUACGGGGGUAUAGAAGGGGUGGGGUCCGAAUAUCCAGAAGAAGAGGAAGAGGGACAUGAGGUUGAGGAAGAAGCAGAAUGAGAAUCAAGUCGCUAAGCAACCAUACAUGGAUAACAAAAAGUAAAAGACAUUAGCCCUAUCCUUUACGAAAAGGAAAGUCUCGUUAUAAAUGACGACGACGAUGAUGAUAGUUAUAAUAUUAAUAGAUGUAGUAAUAAUAAUGAUAAUAAUGAUGAUAAUUAUUAUAAUAAUAACAUAAAGCAUCUAUGAGGCGCCGAUUGUGUAGUACUAUAUAUAUUGACGCACUAUGAUGAUUCAUAACGUAUUACCAUAAUUACGAAAGAGAAAUAGGUCAUGAGUGAGAAACAAAAAAGAAUUAUGUCGUCAUUUUCACUAAAAAUGGUGGAAUUCUUUGGAAAUAUACGAUGAUGUCUGUAGAAAUGAGCAAAAAGGGGCCAAUGUUUUUUUAUUAUUUACUUGAAACUCUUAAAACAAUGCUAUCAAAUUUAUGCACAGUGCAUUUCUUGCUGUUGAAGAAUGAAAAAUAUAUUUUUCCAGAAUGUUUGCAAAAUGUUUGCUGCUGCUUUUGAAGUGUGUAUGUCUGAAUACGCAUCCAUAAUGUAAACUGUGUGUGAAUUUUGUCUUCCAAAGAAUGUUGCCAUGCUGAGUUUUUGUGAUUAACUGGUUGUCGCAGCUGAUACAAUGAAAGUAUUAUUAUCAGUAAAAUGAAAGAAAAUAUAUCACACCGAUAGACAUAUAGAAAUGUCGUCAAAGUAUCGCAACGCAAUCAGUCGCUAAAUGCUUUGAAUGUAUCGGAAGUUGUAAUAAACGGAUAACAGGUAAAUAUUCAUAAGUAUGGUUGAAAAUUGAAUAAAAAAAUCCGCAAGAAAUCGCCUAAUCAUAUAUAUAUAUGGAAAAUGUUGUUUUACGUUAUGAUUGUUUUGAGUUAAAUUAAUCCAUGUGUAUGCGUUCGUCAGUUUGGUUAAUAAUAUUGUUUACUUGGUUAAACUUUCUGCCAUGUUUUUGCCGCAUACCUUUGCUCUCUUCUAAUUUCAUCGAUUUCAAAUUGGUGAGAAUUAAGAUGUUAAGAUGUUGAGAGAGGAUAGUGCACCAAGUAUUCUACACCGGUGUUUAAUUCUUUGAAUUAGUUAAAUACCUAUUGGUGUUAUUUUAGCACAUUGUAUUGGUUAUAUCAACAUGGGUUGGUGUUAUAUUCAAACUCCAUGGUGUAUGUUUAACACCUGCUCGAUAAGAUCCGCUCGCAACAUCGACUUGUGUUCGUUUUAACACCUAAGGUUUUAUUUACACCGUACAUUCUAUUUCUUUCAAACAAACCACCAUUUACGUAGUUUAUCAGUUACGUUGAUCAUAUUUAUUUCAUCAUUUCCAUUCAUUUACGUAUUUGUGAUUAAAUCAUAUUUACAAUGCUCUCUAAGAGGCACGUGGGUAGCUAUUAUGUUUACAGAACUUUAGAAUGAUUCCGUCCAAUCUGGAGCCUCAUUACAUAAGGCCUAUAUUUUAUUUCAUGCUGUGAAAACAUAUUUUGUAAAUAUAUUUGCUAUUGAUUAUAUUUUCUCCGUGCUUUUAAAAUAUGCAAUGAACAUGUCAGUAUUUAUGUUUGUUUGUGCAAUAAAUUGCAUUACGUCAUAUUUUAUGUUGGGCCAUUGCUGUGGCAAUAAAUGUACACUAACACACUGAAAA